AUGGUGAAUAACUCAUCUGACUCGAAAACUGGAUAUUCGCAGAAGACCGUAUUCAUUCUAAAGAACGAAAUAUUCAAACUCAGCCUGGCAGCGCCAGACCAAGAAAAUGAGAAUCAGGAGGUCCAGACCAAAUCUAUCGAGACUUGUGUAGAUGAGGAACAAGAAGCUCCAACCUACUUGGAUGCCUCUCCAAGCACACAGUUCCACUACACCUGCGCCCCCAACUACCUUCAGAGUGUGACCGUCUUCUCAGGCAGCAGUGGCACAACUGUGGUUGGCUUCCAAUGGGGACACGCCCUGCUUAGGAGCAAGAUGGACAUGUGGGCAGACAAUGGGAAGGGCCAGUUGAGGCACUAUCUGAGUGUUCCCAUGGAGAAGACGUACAGAGUCGAGCACCUCGUGUUUGUUCCAACCCAGCGUGUACUGGUGGGGGCCUGCAAUGACAUGCGUCUGAGGGUCUUCACUGACAUCACCCAGAAGAUGAGGGUGCUUUACCAAGCGCCCUGUCCUGCCAUCGUGAUCUGCAUGCACUUCUGCCCAGAGACCAACCAGCUGCUGACUGGCAGCAUGGGCCUCAUUGCCUUCUGGGGCUUCAGGAUCUCCCCGGACAUUCCUCUGGGGCUGGUGAGGGUUCUGGACUGGAAGUGCUGCUCCCUGAGCAGGAACACCCUGGUGGGGGCCCUGGUGACCGAGCCCCAGACCUCCUCCGUCUACGCCCUCUGCAGCAACCGCAUCAAGGCCUUCGAGCACACGGGCCAGAGGGAGCUGCUGCAGUUCAAGGGCUGCAGCCGAGGCCGGCUGCGGUGCAUCGCCACCGACGGGGUGCAGAGGUACAUCUACACGGGGGGCGCUUGCGGCUAUGUGCAGAUAUGGAGCAGGGACAUCGCCGGGAUGCUGCAUGAGUUCCGGGCCCACACCCACCCCGUGAGCUCCCUGCUGCUGCGCUCGGACACGGGCAGCUUUCUGACGGCCUGCACGGGCGGCUGGGUGAAGGAGUGGAGCUCUGCGGGAGACCUGCUGUUUAAACUGUACGUGGAUGAGCCUGGAGGGGUUCGGAGCCUGCUACUGCUGGGGAAGGACUGCCUCCUGUGUCAGUCUCCCUCGUCCAUGGUUGUCUGGCAGCUGCGCAGCCUGUACCGCCUCUACGCCGACACGGGCUGUGACUUGCAGACGAUCCAGAGGGUGGAGUGUGGACGUGACAGGGCGCGGUUGCUAUCGGUGACUGAUUACGGAGUGGCAACACUCCUGUGCCCAGUCAGCGGGCAGCUGCUGAUGCUGUCCUGGCCCCUCGCACACCUAGAAAACGCCCUGGGCUUUGCUUACAACCCCGGCAGGGAGGAGCUCUUCGUUGCCUACGGAGCACCGGAGGUCCUCGUGCUGGACACGUCUCAGAGUCCCUGUUCAGCUAAGCACCUCAUCUGCACCUCCACGGACUACGACGACGGGGUGAUGUGCGUCGAGGGAGUGCAGGUGGACGGGGCGGGGUGGCCCGGGGUCGGCUGCCUGGUGUUCAGCGGCCACCGCAGUGGGAAGCUGCAGUUGCUGUCCCCGGCUGAGCUGCACUGCCAGGUAGAUCAAGCGCACUCAGGAGCCAUAACCCAGAGCAGCAGCCUCCCAGGGCUCGUCCCCGUCCUGUGCUGCUAUGGCACCGACAAACAGUUUAGCGUGUGGUCGGUCAGGCUGGAGACAGAAGGGGUGAGGCUGAUCCUAAACAGCAGAGUGAGCUGUUGUUUCACCCCACUGCUCUCCCGCCUGCUCCCUGGCUGCGUGUGCGCCAUCUCUCCCCACCAUAACCUGCUGCUGCUCUCCCUGUCUGGAGGGGUGGACGUUGAGAGGGAGAGGAACCCUGCGGAGCCAGUCUGCUGCCUCGACUACUGUCCCCUCCUGGGUCUCCUGGCCUUGUGUGGUCCCGGUGGGAAUGUGGAGAUAUGGGACUGUACAGGCAACAUGCUGAGUGAGAUGAGGCUGGGCUUGGCUGUGAGCCAGGUGUGCUUUGCCAACACAAGGGGGGACAUCCUGGUCUGUUUCAGAGGCAGCAUCUACCUCAUCUCCAGCCUCCACUUCCUGCCCGUCAGGCUACUGAAGGCUUUGCUGGAGCAGGGCUCAGAUGAUGAGAUCCCAGAGUACCCCAUACCCUUCCUCCCCAAAGCUCCAGAGAGCUACGAUGUCUCCAGGGUGCCCAGGAUCCACCCUGGGUCUGAGGGGAACAUGUCCAUCGCCAUCCCAACAUCUUCAAUGUUAGGGGAGGCGGCUCAGCCUCCCCUAACAUUGAAGAGGAAACUGUCUCUGGUCACAAACUUAAACCUCACACCCAAAAGUGCAACACUCAGAGUGGUGAAGUGGACUGCCCCUGCCAGAGGAAAAGAGGUGGUGGUGGAGGAUGUAGCUGAAUGUUAUCCCAUACAACAGGCUGAUGUCUGGGAUGAUACUCCAUCCAUGGCUCAGGCUACAGAAACAGAACACAAUGUCUUGGUGUGGCCUGUUGCCCCAGAUGGAUAUCUUCCUAACUCAGUUCUUCGGGGUCAAGGUCAGAAGCAGGAGGAGUCUGCUCUGGUAGAACCUAAUGUUCAAGCUUUUCAGUUGAAGCUCAGGGAGGAAAAGGAUGUCGAAACGUCAUCUCAGACAUCAGACAUUCUAUAUUUGCCCCAAGCUGCAAAAAGCAUCCAGUAUCUUCAUUUCCCGUUGCCAAAAAUUAUUUGGAAUGACCCAGUUACGGAGGAGUCGGAGCCUGAGGCUGAGCCUAAGGCUGAGCCUAAGGCUGAGCCUAAGGCUGAGCCUGAGCCUAAGGCUGAGCCUGAGCCUAAGCCUGAGGUUGAGGCUAAGGCUGAGGCGGAUGUGAUGGACAUGCAUGAGAAUCUAAAGACAACACUCCAGACCCUUACAGACAACCUGCUGCAGGCAGACAUUGACACCUUUGAUAAGCACAGCCAGGCCCUGCAGGAGUUGUUCCAGUCUACCAGUGUGAACCCAGGACUGAAGCAGCUUGUCAAGAAGUUGUUACUGGACCAAGCUCACAGUGAGGUGCCCCAGUGGAAGCAGCUGCAGAACUGGAAGAACCUGGUCACCCUGAAUCUCAUCUGUGAAGGGGACCAGAGCUUGCUGGCGUUCCCACUGCUCAACCCAGAUCCUGAGAUGCGUGACCUGGCCCAAGACAUCCUUAAAACGGUCUUCAACAUCACAGACAAGACGACACUCCAAACAGAGCUUCAAAAGCACAUGACUCAGAAACAGAUAAAGGAACUGCUGGACCAGCUGAAUGAGGACUUGGAGGUUAUAGUGGAUGUGGACAGGAAGUCAGAGCCCAAAAAAACUAAAGAAAACCUGCCCCUGCCCCUCCCCCUGUCCCCUGCCACUCCGAUCACAUGCAUGACACCCAUUACUCAAGAGUUAUCAGUUAUCAGCAUGCCGGUUCAAGAUCAAGAAAAACCACAGCGGAAGGCAGACCUGCCCAUUGUCAGACAGCCAUCUGUCAAGGAAUUACCUCAUGUGGAGAUGAAGAGGAGCAAAGUUAUGGUCUCUAAACCAGAAGUACAAGUGAAGAAGAAACGCUCUUUCCUUCCACCUGUGUCUCCUUCCAGUGAAGCCAGACAACACGUCCACUUGAAGUCCUUUAAUCUGCAGGCGACACAGAGGAGCGUCGUUGAGGUUAAGAAACAGGGAGCGCUGGUACGUGAUGAUCCUCUAAUGUACCUUUACAGUAAGUCCCGAAGGCUCUCCGAAGCCCCUGCUUGCUCUACUGCCGUCCCUCGGUCUAAGAGUCCGUUGCUGCCAAGUGACAUGGAUCUGGGUUCCCCCGUGAGCCAGCAGGCGUCCUCCUCCCUCCUGACCCCGCUCGCUCCCUCACGUCACCCUGAAUACUGCCGCAUUCAGCCUCGCUGUGGCGAGGGGGACGCCAACUGGAGGGAGAGCCUCCGCAAGUUAGUCUCACUCUACGGCUUCCGCUCCAAGGGUGCCCCGCCUUCUUCCGCAGGGUAUCAAGUGCCCCCCGUCUCUCUCGUUCCCUCGGAGGCCACGUCCCCAGUCCCCACAGCGCCCGAGGCCCCCUCCAGGCCGGCAGGACAAGGUGCGCUGGGUCAGAGGGUACUGCACAGGACCCAGCUGAGGGAGAUGUGGGAGAAGACACCAACUCAGUUCCAGCACGAGGUCCCUCUCCCCUGGCAGCUGAGCAGCUACACCCUGUGCGCGCGGGGGAAGAGCAGGUACGGGAGGCUGGAGCUGGACUGGGUGCGGAGCCCGGAGGGAGACGUCCCAGCACGACACAUACCAGCCUUCCCUUGUCUGACGCCUGCCUGCCAAGCACUUUGA
Molecule: messenger RNA, 4305 nt
Organism: Osmerus eperlanus (European smelt)
Lineage: Eukaryota; Metazoa; Chordata; Actinopteri; Osmeriformes; Osmeridae
Product: WD repeat-containing protein 87-like
Exons: 7
Coding region: 1-4305 (1434 amino acids)
Molecular function (GO): protein binding
Source: RefSeq, a predicted model, not a curated record